AUGGCCGACAAGGAGCCUACACGACUAGAUCGGACCGUCUAUGUCGUGAUCCCGCCAUCUCCCCUGCUCGCCGCACACUGGUCCCUCUUAAUUCCAGAUCCGCCACUGAACACCGCUACCAUCCAGCAAGAAAACAAUGUAGGACGACGCAUACAUGUCGCCGGCGACAGGCUACACGGCUUCCAGCUCGAGAUCGUCAGAGGUUACGAUGUCCGCAAGCACAGAGGUGUCAACUCACGACGCUUCGCUCUCGGCCUUGUGCCGGAGCAUUUCUUGUCAGGUAUACAGUCUACGCUCAAACCAGCUGCGGCUAAGUCGAAGGAUGAGGACGAAGGCGGUGGCUAUGUUGACAAUAGUCCGAUCGAUCAACUCGAACGGACAUGCAUAUUGGUAGCCCCUCCGGGACCAUCUCUUGUUCAUGUCCAGGCUGGCGGCAAAGGUGCAGCGAGGCCAAAGCAAACAGAGGUCAAAGACUGUCAAUGGUGGGUCAAGCAGGUUGUGGAGUUGAUGUUUAGUAAAGGCAUGCUUGUUACUUCACGCACCAACGAUGAUGGCUCCGAAGCGUCGUCAUUCACGGCUGAGGCUAAUCUGCCGGUGCAUUGA
Messenger RNA from Recurvomyces mirabilis, 603 nucleotides. RefSeq lists its product as uncharacterized. Lineage: Eukaryota; Fungi; Ascomycota; Dothideomycetes; Mycosphaerellales; Teratosphaeriaceae. The coding region runs from base 1 to 603 and encodes 200 amino acids. The record is from RefSeq and is a predicted model, not a curated record. The transcript has a single exon.